Emiliania huxleyi CCMP1516 is the source of this 393-nucleotide messenger RNA. RefSeq lists its product as hypothetical. Lineage: Eukaryota; Haptophyta; Isochrysidales; Noelaerhabdaceae. The transcript is spliced from 3 exons. Bases 1 to 393 code for a protein of 130 amino acids. The record is from RefSeq and is a predicted model, not a curated record.
AUGCUUUUCGGCGUGCUCGCGUCCUCGGGUCUCGCGCUAGUGCAAACGACCCAGGUGGUUGCCGUGCAAGUUACCGGCGCGGCAUCAACGGUGCGAGUUGCCGGCGUGGCACCGAGCGGGCUCUUUCCCUCACCGCUCCUCGCCUCGACGGCGGCAGAGCGGGAGGUGCAGGAGCAGUACACGGCGGAGGACAGGGAGGCUGCCAGGCUGAAGGGCGCCGCCUUUCUUGCUCUCGGCAUCGCCCCUUCUUUGUACGCGCAGAGCAAGCUGGGUAAAUCCAAGGACGGUUCGAAAGUCCGCCGCAUGACGCAUGAACUGUAUAUGCGGGUCAGCACGGGGACGCUUGUGGCUUGUUCCAAGUGCAACUCCAUUUCUCCUGCCUCCUGGCUCUAG